ACAAUUAAUCUAAGAAACCCUAGUCUCUUCUGCGGAUUUUGGCGGGAGGGACGAAAGGUGGGAGAUAGGAAAAUGUUGUUACCCGAGGACGGAGAAGCUUCGGCGGCGGAGGAGUUCAGAGUGUGGAAGAAAAACAGCCCAUACCUGUAUGACCUCGUCAUUUCUCACGCCCUCGAAUGGCCUUCGCUCACAGUCCAAUGGCUUCCCUCUUCAUCCUCCUCCCAUUCAUCCUCUUUCUCUACGAUCCAGCGCCUCGUAUUAGGCACGCACACUUCGGACGAUACGCCCAACUUCUUGUUGAUCUCAGCUGUUCAGUUCCCCUCACCUUCCCAUCUCUCCAGCGAGCCUCCGCUGAACUUGCCUUUGGCGCCGCUUCCCAACGUCCGGAUCGAACAGAGGAUCAGCCACGAGGGGGAGGUGAACCGAGCGAGGUACAUGCCACAGAAGCCUUCGCUGAUUGCAACGAAGACAUGUGGGCCGGAGGUGCACGUAUUUGACUCCGGAAAGCGGCCGAUGAUCCCGCCGGAGGGGGACACUUGCAGACCUGAUUUCGUGUUGAGAGGACAUCAAACUGAAGGUUAUGGCCUAGCAUGGAGCUCAAGAAGAGAAGGAUACCUUUUGAGUGGCUCCUAUGAUUAUAAGAUUUGUCUCUGGGACGUUGGCAUUGCUUCAAAUGAGAAGAAUCUUGAUUGCAACGCGGUCUUUGAGGCUCAUGAGGCCGCAGUUGAAGACGUUGAAUGGCACUCUGAGAAUGAUAAUAUGUUUGGUUCUGUUGGCGAUGAUCAUCGUUUGAUGCUGUGGGACUUGCGUUCAUCAAGAAAACCCGAGCAUUCACUUUUAGUUCAUGAAGACGAGGUUAACAGUUUAUCAUUUAACCCAUUUAAUGAGUGGCUUCUCGCAACUGCAUCAGCGGACACAAAUAUUAAACUAUUUGAUUUACGGAAGCUGUCAUUGGGUUUGCACACUUUCUAUAAUCACACAGGACCUGUCCUUCAAGUUGAAUGGAGCCCUCAUCGUGAAACUUUGUUGGCCUCAUCUUCUGAGGAUAAAAAACUGAUGCUUUGGGAUCUUUGCCGAAUUGGUGAUGAGCAAACUGAAGGGGAUGCGUCGGAUGGGCCUCCAGAGCUGCUUUUUGUACAUGGAGGGCACACUGCAAAGAUAUCGGAGUUCUCCUGGAACCCUGAGGAGCCAUGGGUGAUCGCCAGCGUCGCCGAGGAUAAUAUUUUGCAGGUCUGGCAGGUGGCGGAGAGCAUAUACCGUAAUUUUUAUGACAAUGAAAGUGAUGGUGAGGCAUAGGCUAUCAGCUAAGCUUCUUCCUCCAACUCCCCAACCAGGUAUGCUUGAAUGAACAUAUACAUCAAUAUAUAGAGUUCUUGCAGUCAAUCAGAUGUUUAAGAACAUAAGACCUUCCUGUUUUUUGGUGUUAUUGUAUUCAUAUGAUUUUAAGAUAUUUAAUAUCAGAAUCCAUAUGUUUGUUGAGAAUCUGUGAGCCUACACUUGUUGAAUUGAAUCUAU
Molecule: messenger RNA, 1515 nt
Organism: Phalaenopsis equestris
Lineage: Eukaryota; Viridiplantae; Streptophyta; Magnoliopsida; Asparagales; Orchidaceae
Product: histone-binding protein MSI1-like
Exons: 5
Coding region: 73-1296 (407 amino acids)
Biological process (GO): regulation of gene expression
Cellular component (GO): nucleus
Molecular function (GO): histone binding
Source: RefSeq, a predicted model, not a curated record